This is a messenger RNA of Porites evermanni, 4933 nucleotides long. The record is from the annotation of a GenBank genome assembly. NCBI's taxonomy places the organism in Eukaryota, Metazoa, Cnidaria, Anthozoa, Scleractinia, Poritidae.
AUGGUCAGACUGCACAGAUGUUUCGCGUCAAUCAUGAUGCAGAAGCAUGUAAUUGAUUUCAAUGCGACUUUCAGCAAACCAAGACAUGACAACUUGUUAUAGGUAGCUUUCUGUCUAUUUUUGUGUAUUAGUUUUAGAUGAUUCCAGAAUUCUUGGCUUCCUGUGUGUUCACUAAGUUAUCGAUUUUUGAUUUAAGGAGCUUUGUCUUUGAUUUGAUUAGCUUUUUGUACUUUUUGCGGGUUGUGUGAUAGCGGAGCUCCACGCGCGUGCUUCGUGGGCGGAGCCCCAUUGCUAAGUAAAUCUACCCAUCCCAGAAAAUUUGGUAAUCACGUGACCGUACACCGACCGCCAACCGACCGACCGUCCGUCCGUCCGUCCGUCCGCACCACAGGACAACCACUGUUUACUCUCACACUUUUAGCUAGUUUGGGAGCCCAAGAGAAAACUAAUUGCACAUCAAUGUUGUGAUCAAUUGACAGCUAUCAAAACAGGGCAUCCGCUGACCAGUAUCACCUGACCGUACCACGGGCUCAAGUGUCGACCCAUCGACGUGGAAUAUUUUUUGAAGUUAUCCGCUGACAAAUUACCAGUUUUAAAUGAUCGCAGGCUCAAGUUUAUUUUUUCCAAGGAUUCAUAUCAAAUUUGUUGUGUUUAUGUCACUAUGGCCCCGCACUAUUAGGAUGUUGAUUUCAAACUGACCUUGGAAGCGAAAAUUCAUCCAGUUUUUUUAAAAGUUCUGGCGGGAAAGACCUUACCUUACCAUGGUCUUGCGUUGGUCAUGCUCUACGUCAAAUUUUUAUACUCUGAUUGGUCAAAAUUUGACAGGGGAGUUCAUGCGGAAAAAUUAUGCAUCAUCUUGAAAGUAGUUUACUUUGACAGCUGAAGCUGACAGAGUUUUGUGCCAACCUGUGAUGUUUUUAACUGUCUUUUUCCUCUGGAUGUGCAAAAUGAAUUACAGCUGCUAUCAAGAGUCUUCUGUUAUUCAUGGCUAGUUUGGUUACUGGGUUUUUGGUUGAGAAAUGCGUCGCUUGUCAAAAUUCGGUAAUUCGAUUUCGGAUGGCAUCGUUUUCGUUUUUCACCUUGCUUAAUGCGUAAGAGGGUUUAAAAGUCUCAAGCAACUGUGGCCUUCCUUGAUAGCUUUCAGGAACUGAAUCUCGAAUGGUAAGCCUAAGUAAUUAUUGUAUUUGAUGUUUGUUUUUGUUAUAUCUAUUUUUCAUGAAGUCUUGCACAGUUCACGCUGACAGUUUAUGCGGCAUGUUUAUGCACGUUUGUAGGAAUUGACUCAAUGAUCUGACCUAGUAUCAGGUUUGAUAUAAGCUUACAGAACUUUAAAAAGCCUUCAGAUAUAUUUGCUCAUCACAAAUAGAAAGAAAACUUUCCGAAGAAUAUUUAGUUGUAAAUUUGGCUGUAGAAAGAAAACUUUGAGCGAUUUUCUUGCUUUGAGGAGUUCACCUUGCAAAACAGUAAACACCGCGCCGGGAAGCCGGCUAAAACAUAAACUUAAGCUUUACGCUUAAAGACUCAGGAUUUUUAGAGACACUUUAAUACUUGUCUUUGUGAAUGAAAAUUGUCUCUGUAAAUGUUUCACGGAAUUAUAUCUCUUUUUUGAUUGUUAGUAGCCUCUCGUGCAAUUUUAAUCGUUUGUCUGUGCCGUUUGUUUUCAUCGUUCAUGACCAUCGCUUGCAGGAGUACUCAAAAAUGUGGCGCGUAUCAAAACGCUUUAUAAGAUUACACAUCGUUAUAACUGAAACCAUUAAAUAACAAAACAAAUAAUAAUAAAUUCGCGAUUAUGUUGAAGCGUAACUCUGUUAAAGUUCAUUCAAACACACGACCACACUGACAGCUCGCACUAUAGAAACGAGAACCAGCUGGCCGUAUGGGUGAUUUUGGAAAUUUUCUGAAAUUUUUGAACGGUUUGGCUCGUGCUGAAAAUUGACUGAGUGCAAUUGGUCUUGAAAAAUUGUGAAAUACCGCAUUCUGUCCGAGCUCUGUAUGAUAAAUAGUACUGUUUCACCUCAAAUGUGGUGUAUAAUAAUUACAAAAGGUUGGUUUAAACACCCCCAGAUUUGUUGGCAAGAAUUUGUAAAGUAAACCUGCCAAACGCAAAAACAUUUGGCUUGAUUUGUUUUCCAAGAAUUUGUUUUUGAGGCCUAAUCUACUGUGAUCUUGAAUGUGCCCUUAAGUUAAAUGAUUUGUGGAUUAAAAGUUUAUUGUUUGAUUUAAAUUAUAAAUUUAUUAUUAUUGGAGCUUCCCUUUUAGCCGUGGCUAAAUGUAUAUAUUAGUUAUGCCUUAUAGUUUCAUCAAGGGGAUUGUUAUGUUUCUUGUUAGAGAGUUCGUUUAAAAUCUUUUUCGAAGUGAAACAUCCAUUAUUGAACCAUCUCUCCAAGUUCGUUUCCAUGAGAGAUUGUAACUUUUUUCCAGGAUUUUUUGUUGGCGUUUCAUAGAUUGGAUUUUGUUCUUUGGUGUUGAGUUCUCGUGUCCCAGGGUGUCGUUGUGCGUGUCAAGGUCGAUGACCCUAGAUUUCAGAAGACCAAUUUCCAGUUUAAAACAUUUUCCAGUUUUGUCAGUUUUUCCUCCACGUGAUCUACUUGGAGCUGUCAUCCAGCUGUACUUAUAAAUUAUUUUUCAUUUUUGUGACGUUUGAUUCCACGUUUGACACAACCAACUUGAUUUUGUUGAGCGAUGCUUUGCUUCUCGGUCAAAGUCCUGAUUGAAUCUAGUGAUUUCCUCCUCUUUCAGUAAAUAGGUUUUCGUGUUUCAGUGAAUUUUGUUUAUGGAAUUCUGGAUAUCAUGUUCUUCUGUAGGUGGGAGUGCUUACAAUGAUUUUGCGCUUGCUGUUUCUUGUUUGAUCAUGAGUAAAAAGUGCAAGGCCUCUUCCAGGUUUUUUUAAUGAUUCGUUCUGUUGGUGUUGGAAGGUGCUCAUGGUCUGAGCUCUGGCGUCUGUUGGGUAAGUUGUUGAACACAUCCUUUUUUAGAAUAGGGAAUUGCUUGUCGCUCCUGAUGUGCCAGGCAGUUCCUUGGCACAUUAUUACUCCUGUAGUCAGGUAAACGGACAUAGUAAAAAGUAGAGAUUGGCUUUCCCCAUUAACAUGACUUACUUUAAGCUUGAUAUGUUCAAAAGCUUACUCAUCAUUGUUGUUGCGGUCGAUUCAUGCCACAUGGUAGUGGUUGUUUUCACUGAGCGGUGAAAGUGAUGAUCUUGAAGAGCCUUUGCCCAAUACAGGAUUCUUCGGUGGUGUAGAAACCAACACAAUGUGCUGAUGGCGUGUACAACUUGGUGUUGAUUUCUUCAAGCAGCAGCUUCUUCUGCUUGCCAGUUGUGCUUUUAAAUUUUCAAAUAUUGUAUUUCUUUUGAAUUUGCUCCGUUAUGGACUAUCCGAUGGCCGUACAAAGGCUGGUAAAUAGGUCAGAGUGCUAAAUAUUCACGGAGCUAUGCAGUCAUGUACUGACUGUCAUGACGCCAUGAUACAGAGGAUGAUCUCAGAGAACGGAACUCAUUUGGCAAAUUAGAGCAAAUCUCAUCUUCCCUUUUUCCUGGGUUUUCCUGGCAUUGUCUUAUUCGAGAACUUUCCUGGAUUCUCUGAAAACCCUUCUCUGAAAGAACGGUUGUUUUGGUUAAUACUCCAUAACUAGGGUGGUGGACUAUGCAUUGAAAUUCUGUCCUCAUUUGUCUUCUUUUCUUUAUUUUUUCCUUUGAAGUUCUAGUGGGUUUUUAGGCAUAUUCGUCAUUUAUGUUGGGUGGCCCCAUUUGAGACCAUCGCAUGGUAAAACUUCAUGAAAAUUUCAACCCCAUGAAUCAAACGCAAGGAGUGGAGAGUGCGUUAACAUUCAUGCUUUGAUAAAUUAUUUAGUGGACGGUUGUCAAAACAUUUGCAAUAUUUAAAUAAGAGCUAGUAGUCUGUUAUCCACAUAAUAGUUGUAGCGAAGAAUCCUGUGUCCCAAACAUCCAGUGAAAACCCUGUAAUUCUUUAUGGGGAGGCAACACUGGGACCCAACGCCAAGCUGAUUCAAUAUCAACAAUCGAGUUAAAACAGUUUGGAGAAGAAAACAACACCUCUUUGUCAAUUGAGUUCAAACGAAAUGAAACCCAAUCACCCUUGAUGUGAUUGUUUAAUGAUGAACCAUACCGGCGAGUGCAAUCAGUUAUAGGGCGAAAUUUGUGGGAAUCCUUUUUAGCUACACGGCCAAUAGAGUGAACACAAUGGGGUUUAGAGUCAAUCUUGGAAAUACAGCGUAAUUCCAGUUCCUUUAAGAAUAAGUGAUCGAUGUCCGGUUUGAAGUCGGGACAUGUAGCACUUGAAUAAUUUUCUAAUUCGGAGUUGUUGAGACAAAAGGGGUCUGACUUGGGAUUAAGUUUAAAACCAUAACGCUAACCAACGAGAAUUCUCAGUUUUCACCUUACGUCAGAAGCAUCCAUAUUUACUUGGCGGCCAUAUUGGUGUACAGCUUGCUCAUUAGCAUAUAUCAAAAUACAAAGCGAUGUAGGGUUUUUUAACACCUGUCAACGAAAAAUCAACGAAUUCGUUAGAGAAAAUCAAGUGACACUUAUAGAGAUGAUUGCUAGUGUCAUUCCUCUAUUGUCAGAGUAGUUGAAAAAUGGAGAAUGUUUUGAAAGUCUACGUUAAAUUGAGAAAGUUUCAGCUCAUACCAGAACCAGCUGCAUUGCGGGGUGAAGGAUUAUAGCAGCAUGUCUGAAGAUAAUCCCGGGGAAUCUAAAACAGAAAACUUUGAAAAAACAGACAGGGAAGAUUCCACACUUGUUCCUCUUUCAUUGGAGUACUCGAAAAAGCUAGAGAGCCGGGUAAAAAUAAAAAUAAAAAUUGAGAAAAUAUCAGUGACUGGUAUUUACCCAGCUACGUUGUGGCACAUGAAGCUCGAUCCAGACUGUUUACCACCCAUCGAAGCCACAGAUCUACUGUCGAUUUGGUUUUAG